GGUUUUUUUAUCGAUCCAAUUAAAACACUUUGCUGAUUCUUCCCGAGAGUCCAUUGGUUGACAGCUGCGCUCGGUUUUCUCAGGUCCCGCCUUCAUCUGUCAGCCUCUGCGCUUGAACGGCACUGUGUGACUGUUGAUGCACUGUAGGGAGAUACUACUCUUAACUUUAUGCCUGCAUGGACAGUUCCAAAAGAAAGCAAAAGAAAAGGAAAAGAAUAAAAGAUUUCAGUUGACAAGCUCGUGGAUGGUGCUUGUGUAUCCACACUGCUUCUUCGUCGGUAUUUUUCCCCACUUUUUCCAAGCCCUCUUUUUACAGUAUGAAGCGCAGUUAUGGCAAGGAGUAGCAAGUCAGUAGCAAGGACCCUGGAGGAUUUGACGCUAGACUCGGGUUAUGGUGGAGCCGCCGACUCCUUCAGGUCUUCCAGUGCGUCGCUGUGCUGCUCAGAGGCACAUGGAGGGAAUUACUGGCAUUUAACCGACUCGAUGCACAGUCGACACAACAGUCUGGACACUGUUAACACGGUCCUGGUCGAAGACGCCGAGAUCCUGGAGUGCACCGGGCAAUGCGCUAAACUACCCGAGCUUGAGGAUGUGCCGUGGAGCCUCGGGGAAGUGGCGAGCGCUCUGAGCAAGGACGAGGAGAUGAGCCUGCCGACACCACAGCAGGACGUCCUGCACAGGCUCUCGGUUCUGGUCAGCCGGGCCCUGGUCAGGGUCGCCAAGGAGGCGCAGCGCUUGAGUUUGCGCUACGCCAAAUGUACCAAAUAUGAGAUCCAAAGUGCCAUAAAGAUGGUCCUGGCGUGGACCGUGUCGAUGAACUGCAUCAGCGGGGGCCUCAGUGCGUUGUCACUGUACAAUAUGAGCACAGAGGACGACAAGUUCACCCGCGGCAAGUCGGCGCGAUGCGGACUCAUCUUUAACGUGGGGAAGUUCUUCAGGUGGAUGGUCGAUAGCAGGGUAGCAGUCAGGAUCCAUGAGCACGCGGCGAUCUACCUGGCCGCGUGCAUGGAAAACCUCUUCCGCGAUGUGUACGCGCGGGUGCUGCGCAGUGCGCUGCUGGAGCGGGAUAACGGGAUACCCAAGUUUACCGUGGAGACCCUGGAGCAGGCCGUUAACAGUGAUGCAGAGAUAUGGGGCUCUUUGCAACCCUGGCAACACCUGAUCUGCGGGAAGAAUGCAAAUGGUGUGCUCAGCCUACCCGAGGGUCUAACUCUUCAAAGGGACCAUCAGCAGCAGCGAGCGGGGAAGAGUGGAGAGGGAAACACCUACAGUCAGUCCGAACUGCGCUCCAUUGAACAGUGCUUACUGGCCACGAGAGUGGGCAGCAUCUCUGAACUGAGUGACUUGGUGUCACGGGCUAUGCACCACCUACAGCCACUGUAUAUGAAGAACCACAACAAUGGGACACCAAUGCACCAGAAAAGCGGCGUGAUACACUGGGCGCCUGAAGCUAUCUACACGCUGUGCUACUUCAUGCACUGCCCUCAGAUGGAGUGGGAAAACCCCAACGUUGAACCCUCCAAGGUUACCUUACAAACCGAGAGGCCAUUUCUGGUGUUGCCGCCUCUGAUGGAGUGGGUGCGUGUAGCUGUGGUUCACACCGAGCACAGACGCAGCUUCACUGUGGACAGCGAUGAUGUGCGGCAGGCUGCCAGGCUGCUGCUGCCUGGAGUGGACUGUGAGCCCCGCCAGCUCCGAACGGAUGACUGCUUCUGUGCCUCGAGGAAACUGGAUGCUGCCUCUACUGAGGCAAAGUUCCUGCAGGAUUUGGGCUUUCGCAUGCUCAGCUGUGGACGCACAGACCUGGUAAAGCAGGCUGUCAACCUGCUAGGGCCGGAUGGUAUCAACAGCAUGAGUGAGCAGGGUAUGACCCCGCUGAUGUACGCUUGUGUCCGUGGAGACGAAGCCAUGGUGCAGAUGCUGCUGGAUGCAGGAGCAGAUAUUAACAGCGAGGUGCCAAACUCAGUGCACAAGCACCCCUCAGUCUUUCCCGAAACACGGCAGGCGACGCCCCUCACUUUCGCUGUGUUACACGGACAUGUGCCUGUGGUGCAGCUGCUGCUGGAUGCCAAAGCCAACGUGGAAGGCUCCCUGCAGGAUGGGAUGGAGAACUACACGGAGACACCGCUGCAGCUGGCUGCUGCUGCAGGUAACUUUGAGCUGGUGAGUUUGCUGCUGGAGCGAGGCGCUGACCCCAUGGUGGGAACUAUGUACCGCAAUGGAAUUUCUACUGCACCACAAGGCGAUAUGAACUCCUAUAGCCUGGCAGCAGCACACGGGCACAGAAAUGUGUUUCGCAAGCUGUUGUCCCACACAGAGAUAGGGAAAGGAGAUGUCUUGUCAUUGGAAGAGAUUCUCGCAGAAGGCUCAGAGCUGGAAGGCAGAAGCUUGUCUCAGAUGGAUCUGAUCAGAACUGGAAAAGCCAAACUUAAAGCUCUGAAAGAAGCCAUGUACCACAGUGCUGAACAUGGGCAUGUAGACAUCACCAUAGAUAUACGGAGUCUUGGAGUCCCGUGGACUUUGCACACUUGGCUGGAGUCUCUGCGCACAUGUUUCCAUCAGCACCGCCGACCUCUGAUCCAGGGUCUUCUGAAAGAGUUCAGCUGCAUUGAGGAAGAGGAGUACACCGAGGAGCUCAUUACGCAUGGCCUGCCUCUUAUGUUCCAGAUCCUCAGAGCCAGCAAGAAUGAAGUGAUCAGCCAGCAGCUGGCUGCGAUCUUCACUCAGUGUUACGGCCCUUACCCCAUCCCCAAACUGGCAGAGAUCAAGAAGAAGCAGUCAUCACGUUUGGGUGACCCUUUUUAUGAAAAUCUGAACAAUAAAGUUCUUCUGGUCAUGUGUGACCUUCCUGAACAAUUUGAUGUGACCUUUUUGGUGGAGGGGAAACCUUUUUACGCCCACAAAGUUCUGCUUUUCACAGCUUCCAACAGAUUCAAAACUCUUCUAGCUAACAGACCAUGUGGUGAAAACACGUGCAUUGAAAUCAGCAAUGUCAAAUAUCAAAUAUUUCAGCUUGUCAUGCAGUAUCUGUACUGUGGAGGGACAGAAGCUCUGCACAUCAGGAACACUGAUGUUAUGGAGCUUCUGUCAGCAGCAAAGUUUUUCCAGUUGGAGGCGCUGCAAAGGCAUUGUGAGAUUAUCUGCUCUAAGAACAUCAACACAGAUACUUGUGUUGAGAUCUACAAUCACACCAAGUUUCUCGAUGCUCCAGAUCUAGCAUCCUACAUAGAGGGCUACUUUCUGAAGAAUAUGGUAAUUCUGAUUGAGUUGGAGCCCUUCAAACAGCUGCUUUAUGACGCACCUCCCGACAGCCCCGGCUGUGACAUCCUGCGAGACUUGGAGAAAACCUUGGCUAUUCGCAUCCAGUCCAUCCACCUGUCCUCCUCCAAGGGAUCAAUUGUCUGAACUUCUGAGCUUCCUAAACCCAGAAACUAAGAAGAUUUAGCAGAGAGCAAUCAGAGCCGUGACACUAUAUUUAUAUGCAUCUGAGCGAUGAAUGAUUUCUAGGUGAAAUCAGGUGUCGUGGUCUUGCUCUCCGUGAUGCUCAUCAGUUGCUAAAAUGCUUCUUGUUAGCACAGAUGGUUAACACGUCUGUCUGUCUGCCUUGUUAAUAUAUGUCUACUAACAUGACAUUCAUACGAUAGCUGUACACUAUUAUGCCACAACUUGCCAAUAACAUAUAUGACUGUAACGGUGUCCCUUAUUCAGCAAAAAUCUAUCAGCUAAGUAGUGUUACACUCUGUUACAUGUCAAACUGAUCAGGAUCAGCUGAGGCUACAGAAACUCAGAGGAGAAUGUUCAACCUAUGUAAUGAGGUAAUAAACAACAUCAGAAUAAUGUGAUAAGCCAUCAGUUUAUCCCUGGAUAUGAGGAAGGAAGUUCAGCCUCACGUUUUUAUUUGCCUACAUAUGUGGCCCCUGUACAGACAAAUUCAUCUGUAUAUUUGUCAGUCACUUACUGUAGACCUGAGCUGAUUAAUCCCUAAAGCCAAACAAGACAACCAGCUGUAAUGUGACUGAAGCACGUGACUUUAGGCAACUUGGUGGGAAAGAGGACUUGUUCUUCUGCCGUAACUCUGUAAAUAUUGUUCAUAAAAACAGAGCUAUUGAUAAUGUAAGUUAAUGUAUAUAUCCACAGAUGUUUUCUCAUGUGUCUUACUGUUACUGUAUUGCUGUAAAAACAAAAAGCUCAUCUUUUAAAUAUCUAUGCUUAAAUGUUGCAUGUCAGAGGAGUGACUUGUUUUUAUGUUUGAACUGUUGGACGAUUACAUUGAGGACGUGUUUCCACACUACCUUCGUCUUCAGCAUGGGUCACUAUAAAUGUGUUGCGGUCAAAUGGUGUCAUCAUUGUGUGUGCAAGAGGCGUUGGGUCUGUUUAGUCCUAAAACUGAGAACGUUACGAUAUCAAAUGUUCUCCAAGGAUUGUGAAACCACAUUACUUGUAUGUGUGUGAUCUUUCCACUAUAAAGAUUAAUAUAAAGAA
Molecule: messenger RNA, 4482 nt
Organism: Oreochromis aureus
Lineage: Eukaryota; Metazoa; Chordata; Actinopteri; Cichliformes; Cichlidae
Gene: abtb3b
Product: BTB (POZ) domain containing 11b
Exons: 17
Coding region: 331-3405 (1024 amino acids)
Molecular function (GO): protein heterodimerization activity
Source: RefSeq, a predicted model, not a curated record